AACAGUUAAGUUCUUGAAUACAUAGACUCCGCGCUCAUUGUGCAAAAGAAAAACAUGACUGCCGAAGUAACUCUGGAUAAUUUCCCAACACUGAAACUAGACCAUGUUUAUAUUAAGGAUAAAAAAAGUCUAUUAAAAAUAAUAAACACAAUUUUGAAAGAUGGAAGUAAUUCUUUACAGGUAGUUACUGAUUUUGAUUUAACUUUAACAAAGCAACAUAUCAAUGGAAAGAAGAUUCUUACUAGUUUUGGAAUCUUUAGUAGGUGCAAGCAACUUCCAGAAACAUACAAAGAAAAAUCAAAUCAUCUUUAUAAAAAAUAUAGACCAAUUGAAAUAGAUCCUAAUUUAUCAAUUGGUAUAAAAUCAAAAGCAAUGUCAGAUUGGAUACUUGCAGCUGAGGAAAUAAUGAAAGGAAUACCUUUUAAUCCUAAUGAAAUUCCAGAAGUAUGCAAGAAUUAUGGACCAGAUUUGAGGGAUCGUACCAAAGACCUUUUAAAAAUGUUGUAUCUUGCUGAAAUUCCAAUACUAGUCUUUAGUGCUGGAUUAGGAGAUAUUGUUCAAGCUAUGCUAAAAGACCGAGAUGUUCUAUUUAAUAAUAUAAAGAUAAUUUCAAAUUUUCUCAAAUAUAAAGAUGAAAAAUUGGCAGGAUUUCAAAAUGAAAAACUAAUUCAUGUUUUCAAUAAGAACGAACAUGCAAUAGAGCAAGAUUAUUUAAGAUUUCUUGAAGGAAGAAAAAAUAUUCUUUUAAUGGGUGAUACCAUAGGAGAUGCAUCAAUGGCUGAUGGAAUAGAAAAUACACGUGCUGUAUUAAAAAUUGGGUUUCUUUAUGAAAAUGUUGAAAAUAGUCUGUUUUCAUAUAUGGAAGAAUUUGAUAUUGUCUUGGUUGAUGAUCAAACGAUGCAAGUUCCAAUUGAUAUAUUACGAUUAUUAUAA
Molecule: messenger RNA, 933 nt
Organism: Eufriesea mexicana
Lineage: Eukaryota; Metazoa; Arthropoda; Insecta; Hymenoptera; Apidae
Gene: cN-IIIB
Product: cytosolic 5'-nucleotidase IIIB
Exons: 6
Coding region: 55-933 (292 amino acids)
Cellular component (GO): cytoplasm
Molecular function (GO): 5'-nucleotidase activity; magnesium ion binding
Source: RefSeq, a predicted model, not a curated record